Messenger RNA from Spirometra erinaceieuropaei, 1845 nucleotides. NCBI's taxonomy places the organism in Eukaryota, Metazoa, Platyhelminthes, Cestoda, Diphyllobothriidea, Diphyllobothriidae. The record is from the annotation of a GenBank genome assembly.
AUGGAACACCGCGUCGGCGCCGUCGUGACGAGGCUCUGUCUGACACACCGCUGGUCAGCCGGUUGGUGGUGGAACGUCGCAUCGGCAUCGUCUAGACGAGGCUCCGCCUGUUACGCCGUUGAUCAGCCGGUGGGAUGGAUCUCCGAAUUGGCACCGUCGACACGCGCCCAUCUGGUGCACCGUAGGAGACCGCAGACUUGCGGCAAUGCCGUAAGCCAUUGGCAAAUUCGAGUCCUUCUUCCACUGCCAAAAAAACUCGUGGCCCACAGUGGAGUUCGGCCGCGCCGGCACAUCAAGCAGCCCCUAUUCAGGGGUCAGGGCACUGCUUCCUUCGGGGGGGGGCCUGGAAAAGCUGGCCUAAAAAUUGCUGGGGAACCACGUCGUCUGCUGGCGCACCGUGGUCGCAGACGCAAAACUCGCGGUCGAAGCAAUCAAACUCGAAACAACAACAACAACCAUACUCAUUCUCCUCAUCCUACCUCUUCUACCUCUACCUCCGUCUAUUCUUCUGCCUAUUCUUCUCCUUCGUCAUCUUCUUCUCCACCUCCUUCCCAUCGCCCCACUCGUUUUCCCCAGACUGACAGGGUGAGCCCGCUCACUCUGGCAGCCUGGAAUGUUCGUUCCCUUUUAGACAAUCCGAGGAGCAACCGACCGGAACGGAGGACGGCGCUAGUGGCACGAGAACUGGCGCGCUACAAGGUGGACAUCGCCGCACUCAGCGAGACCCGAUUCUCCGAACAAGGCCAACUGGAGGAGGUGGGUGCCGGUUACACCUUCUUCUGGAGAGGCCGACCCAGGGCAGAGCGGCGAGACGCGGGCGUCGCCUUCGCCAUCCGGACCGACAUCGUGGGACGACUGCCCUGUUUGCCGCAGGGCAUCAACGAUCGCCUGAUGAGCCUUCGCCUGCCUCUCUGGGAAAACAAAUUCGCCACCAUCAUCAGCGCCUACGCUCCGCCGAUGAGCAGCCCCGACGCCGCCAGAGACAAAUUCUACGAGGACCUGCACGCCCUCUUGGCGACUGUGUCGAAGGCGGACAAGUUGAUUGUCCUUGGCGACUUCAACGCCCGCGUCGGCACAGACCAUACUGCCUGGAGGGGAGUGCUGGGUCCCCACGGUCUCCGCGGCUCCAACGACAACGGCCUGCUUCUCCUCCGCACCUGCGCAGAACACCGCCUCACCCUGACGAAUACCUUCUUCUGUCUGCCGGUGCGAGAGAAGGCCACCUGGAGGCAUCCUCGGUCGAGUCAGUGGCACCUGCUGGACUAUGUCCUCGUCCGGAGGCGAGAUCAGCGGGACGUGCUGGUGACGAAGGCGAUCGCGGGUGCUGACGGGUGGACCGACCAUCGCCUCGUCAUCUCGAACAUGCGUAUUCGCCUACAGCCUCGCAGGGGACCACAAGGUAAGCGACCCCCAGGUAAGCUGAAUGUUGCUUUGUUGUCUUUGCCUGCUCACCGUCUCCAUUUCAGCAAUGAGCUAGCUCAACGGCUAGACAACCUUCCUAUCGCUGCCGCCGCCGACGACGCCGCCGCCGCUGCCGAGAACGCCUCCGUGGAGAACCGCUGGUGUCAACUGCGGGACACAGUCCAGUCGACGGUGCUCGCCGUCCUCGAUCGCGCUCCCCGCCAACACCAGGACUGGUUCGACGACAACGACGCUGCCAUCAGAAAUCUGCUUGCUGAGAAGAACCGCCUACACAAAGCCUACGUAGAGCACCCAACUGAGGGCAACAAAGCUGCCUUCUACCGCAGUCGCCGACAGCUUCAGCAACGACUGCGCGAGCUGCAGGACGCCUGGACUGCUCGCAAAGCUGAGGAGAUCCAAGGCUACGCGGACCGCAACGAAUAG